UUUUUCUAAAAAAAAAAACUGCCAAUAGCCGAAUCUGAGAGACUGCCCACACCGUGCACGCUUCUUCCUCGCGCCGCGCCGACGCCGCCGCCGCCGCCACCAACCCACCAUACUCCUCUGGUCUCUCUGCAUCCAGUCCAAAUCGAAUCCGCCCGCCCAAAAAUCACCCAGUCUCUUGAUUCUGCAGCUGUGUAAGUGCUGCGAGGGAGCAUGAGCAUGGCCUUCUCGUGCGCGAGCGUUCGCCUGCACGGCCGCGUCGGCACCGUCAAGUGCCGGGCCGUUCUAGCUAGGCCGAGCGGCUGUUCGUACCCGACUGGAAGGAGGCGGAUCGCUAGAGGAAUCCGUUGCCAGCUGCCGCCGCAGGCCAGUGCGGAUGGGAGCGCGGCCACCACCUCCGGCGCAGCUGUGGUCGCCCGAGAGGCGGGGAAGGUUGCUGGUUCUGCCGAGGACGUCGGCGCGGUUACCCAGCCGACUGCGCUUCAAGAGAAGGGCGCGGAGGUUGCUGACGUUAGUGGGUCGGGUGGGAAUGCGAAGUUCCGGCCUGGUGGCGGCGGUGGUGGAGGUGGGGAUAGUGGUGGGGGUGGCGAUGGUGGGGAUGGCCACAAUGAGGGGGAUGAUGAGUUUGGGCCGAUCCUUAGCUUCGAACAGGUAGUCCAGGAGGUGGAGAAGCAAGGGGUUAGCUUGUCCAGCUUGCCAGCCGAUAUGAUCGAGGCAGCGAAGAGCAUCGGGAUUCAGAAGCUGCUGCUGCUGAGAUACUUGGACAUGCAGGCCUCAGCUUGGCCCUUGGGUCCUGCCAUUAGAUCCUGUGGGCUUCUCCGGAAUAGGAUGCUGGUUGAUCCUGUGUUCCUCUUCAAAAUUGGGACGGAGAUAGUUAUUGACACAUGUUGCGCGACUUUUGCGGAGGUUCAGAAGAGGGGCGAUGAGUUCUGGUCAGAGUUCGAGUUGUAUGCAGCAGAUAUGUUGGUAGGCGUAGUUGUUAAUGUUGCUUUAGUUGGCAUGUUAGCACCAUAUGCUCGAUUCCGUGGGGGGUCUGCAUCAGCAGGUAUUCUUGGGCGUGUUAGGCAUGCUUAUGAUGCUCUCCCGAGCAGUGUUUUUGAAGCUGAAAGGCCAGGAUACAGUUUUUCCAUUCAACAACGGCUUGGAUCAUACCUUCUCAAGGGACUUUUAUAUGGUGCAGUUGGAUUUUCUUGUGGUCUUGUUGGCCAAGGCAUUGCAAACUUGAUAAUGACUGCAAAGCGGAGUGUGAAGAAGUCAGAGAAUGACGUACCUGUUCCACCUCUUCUAAAAACUUCUGCUUUGUGGGGUGUGUUCCUUGGUGUCUCGUCCAACACCCGUUAUCAGGUAAUUAAUGGUCUUGAGCGCUUGGUUGAGGCUUCGCCUCUUGGCAAGCGUGUCCCAGCUGCUUCUUUGGCAUUCACUGUCAGCGUGCGCUUUGCAAAUAAUGUCUAUGGAGGAAUGCAAUUUGUGGAUUGGGCCAGAAUGAGUGGUUGUCAAUGAGGUGUAUUGCGUCCAUGUUUUUCAUGUUACCAUCCAUACUGAUGUUGUAUGUGAUCUGCUGUUUGAUAAAGCAAUGAAACUCGUCGAAUUUGCUCCUCUCCGAGUUAAAGAUUUGAUACCAUUAUUGACAACAGCUUGGCUGCAGAAUUCUAAAAAUAAACAUGAAGGUGCUCCGUAGAUUGAUUGGAGUCUUGAUAUGUUGAGAUUGUGUUAGGCUGCUAGAGAGUGCCAUGGGAAAUGAAUCAGGAAGAGGCGUGGUAUAAUUGUUGAAAUUUAAGCAUGUAAGUGCUUAGCGAAUAGCGAUUCAUGCAGUGAUUUGUAGCUCCAGCAAUCAGAAGAGUUUAAAUGGUCUGUUCCUCUUGUCCAA
Aegilops tauschii subsp. strangulata is the source of this 1864-nucleotide messenger RNA. Its product is annotated as protein RETICULATA, chloroplastic. Gene Ontology annotation, cellular component: chloroplast inner membrane. The record is from RefSeq and is a predicted model, not a curated record. Lineage: Eukaryota; Viridiplantae; Streptophyta; Magnoliopsida; Poales; Poaceae. Gene Ontology annotation, biological process: plant organ development.